This is a messenger RNA of Procambarus clarkii (red swamp crayfish), 3766 nucleotides long. Its product is annotated as ankycorbin. Gene Ontology annotation, molecular function: protein binding. Lineage: Eukaryota; Metazoa; Arthropoda; Malacostraca; Decapoda; Cambaridae. The record is from RefSeq and is a predicted model, not a curated record.
UAUCAGUAGUCACCUUCGUCGUCAUUGGUUAUCUUAUCUGUAUAACGCACAUUCUCAGUGUUCCCUCGGUAGUGUAGUGAGAGCCUUAGACUCAACGCUAACACAACCGCUUCAGUAUUACAGUAAAAAAAUUUUCUUUGAGCAGGAUGUGUAUCAGGUGAAUUCGUCAGCCCUCACAGCCGCAUAGCCUACUGCCCGACUGAUCUUUUGCCUUCUCAGGGGCAUAAAUCAUUGCCACAACGUCCCGGAUCCCCCAUCCCCCCAGCGCCCAUACUUCAUCCACUCUUCCGCUUCAUUUCCGACCCCCAGGGGCCUAAUUACCCGCUCCAGGGACCUAAUUCCUCGCUCCAGGGGGCCCCUAAUUCCCCGUUCCAGGGGUACAAUUCCUCGCUACAGGUGCCCAAUUCUCCUAUUCUGGGAGAGCCCAAAUCUCCGCUACAAGAGCCAACCCCUCCGUCAAGAAUCGACACCUCAGCCUCGGGGCCCGCAUCUGUGUCCUUAAUUGUGGCCACUGCCUCCCUGGGGCCCCCCUACAAGGAGGACCCACGACUCCUUGGUUUUCAAAAUGAGUGACGAUCACAUAUCACUGGUCCAGUGCGCCCAGGGAGGAGACUCUGCCGGCGUGAACGCGGCCCUGGAGAAUGGGGUGGCCGUAGACACAACAGAGAGGGGACGUACAGCUCUUCAUCAAGCUGCCCUCGGGGGACACCUGGACGUCACCAAAGUGCUGCUGAACUGGAAAGCUGACAUGGGCAAGAAAAGCAAAAUGGACGAAGAUAAUGGAGGCACAGCGCUGCACCUGGCUGCUGAGGAAGGACACACAGACGUCAUGAAGUUGCUGUUGGAUGCAGGAGCCAACGUUGAAGCCCUCGACAUCAAAGGCCGCCGAGCGACCCACCGGGCUGCAGCUCGAGGCCAGAAGGAAUCGCUGGAGCUCCUGAAAGCGUACGGAGCUGACCUCAACGCCCGGGACAACGGCAAGGCCACCGCCGUCCACCACGCCGCCUACUCCGGGGACCUCACCCUGGUCAAGUGGCUGGUAGAGAAUGGUGUGUAUGUGGUCCUCAAGGACAAGAACGGUCGCCUGCCCAAGGACGUGGCCAAGAGAUAUGGCCACCAUGAAAUCCACCGCUACCUGAAGGAGUGUAACAGCAAGAGAGGCGCGUUCGGGACGACUAAAGCUCGAAAGAGUAUGAGGGAUUUUUCAAGUCUCCAGAGGCCUGGACGGAUCGAGCAUCCAUCGAUGCCUGAGUCGCUGGUGAUUGACGCACCCAAGAGGAUCUCAGCGUCAUCAGAACCGGAGGAAAUAGGCAAGCAUCGCGAUCUGACGGAUGCUGGCUCGUCACAAGCGGAUCUGCCAGCCGUGGAUGGUACCUCGCUGGUCUCGUCUACCAGGAAGCACUCGGGAGAGGACACAAGACACUCUGAGGGCUCGCUCACGCCACCUGACUCUCCGCCAACACACUUGGAGGAUUCGAGGGUGGCGCCAGAGCCGAGACGGAGAACCUGGAGUCUGAGGUCAUCACGAGGAAGGUCGAGCCUCAAGGGUCACCUCGAUGAACUACAAGAGAUGAAGGACAGACAGGAGGAGGAGCUCGAGUGGAAAAAUAAGGAAAUCUCUCAACUGAAAAACGGCUUAGGUCGCUUGGAAAAUGAAAAGAUGCUGUUGGAGGAGCAGAUGAGAGAGAUGCGACUCCACGUGGAUCACCAACAACAGAAGCUGGUGGAAACAGCGUCUCUUCAUCAGAAGAUUGAACAUCUUUCCCUCCAGAAUGAAGAGUACCAGGACAAGCUGAGGAACACAGAGAGCUCUCAGGCAGACCUGCUGGAGAGAGACGCUGCCAACAAACAUGCCGUCGAUGCCCUCAAGAGGGAGGUCGAGCGACUCACCCUUCAGCUAAGAACCAGCAAAGAAAAUCUUCUACAGACCCAGGAGGCGCUGAGUGCAGCGGAGAUUGCUGCAGUGUCUGCGUCACGGUCAGAUUCCCUUAACAAGGAAGUGGAACAUUUGACUUACAUGCUAAAUGAGACCGGUCAGAGGGCGCUCAGCACCCAGGAGAAACUGGAGCAGAAGAUAGCAGCGCUGAAAGAUCAAGACGAACACAACAGGCAAACCAUCGCCAACUUGACCAAGAAGGUUGAGGAACUACAGGACCUUAAUGACGUUAAAAAGAGUACCAUUGCCGUACUGUCCGAGAAGCUGGUUGAAGCUGAGACAAGGGCUCGCAGCGACCAGGUCAAACUGAGAGUUGCUGAGGACAGGGCAUCCACAAACCAGAAACACGAGGGUAGACUGCAGCAGCUGGAGGAGCAGGAUGCUGCCAACAAGGCCACUAUCGCCUCCCUCAGCACCAAGCUCCAGCAGGCGACGCAGACUAACAAUGAUCGUGACCACAAGACACUCGCCGUUCACAAGCAGCAGCAGAACAGGAUAGAGGAGUUGACGGAAAAGGACGAGACCAACCAGAAGACGAUCUCGGCUCUUACCAGGAACCUUAAUCAACUCUCUCUGAAGUUGAAAGAGAAUCAAGAGAAUCUGGUUUGGUAUCAGGGGGAACUGCAGCAGAAGGAGAGGGAGGUCUCGGAGCGAGAGGCAACCAGCCAGGAGAUCAUUGCUAAGCUUCGUCAGGAAAUGGAACAACUUUCUCAGAAACUGCAGGAAUCUGAGCAGCUUAAAGCGCCCCUCAGCCAGUACGAACGGGGAGGCACGAUGGUGGCCCUUCAGAAACAAGAGGCAGCUAGCAAGCAGACGAUCAAGGCACUGCAAAACAGAAUUCAACACCUGACCAAUAAGUUGACGGACAGUGAAAAAGCUUCCCUAGACGUCCAGCACGAGCAGCUGGAGAAGAUAGCGUCCCUCAAGAAGGAGGUGGAGGAGCUGAAACGAAACAACUCGCCUGCUAAUGUCCAGGACGCGGACGUGAGGACCAUGAUGGAGGAGAACCUGCAGAAGGAUCUCGUCAUUCAAGCACUCAACACGAAGGUCGACGAGUUGAAAGAGGACCUCAAGAAGAACUUCCAGAAUUUCUCCUCCUGGCAGGCGCAACAGCAGGAGAAGGACAGAGAGAUAGAGCAGAGAGAAGCUGAGAGCCACCAUACCAUCACCUCCCUCCGGCAGCAGUUGGACCAAUUAAGUCAACAGCUUUCCCGGGGUCAGCAUCAACAGCAGCAGUUGAAGGGCCAAGAGGGUAAACCAGCAGUCAACUUCAGCAGUCUGCCCGAGCAGGUAAACCACGCUGCCCACACCAACACAUAUCAACCAAGGAGCUUCGUUUAAAUAGGGUGUACCGUCCAGUAUUGUCAGCAACCUCAUCUUUAGGGACUCUACAACUGUUGUGAUAGCGGCGCGUCCCCUACAGGCUGUUGUUGUUGAAGAUUCUCUACAUGGAACAAAAAGUUCCUGGUAGCACGGGCUAUGGUGAGCUCGUAGUGCGUCGACGCAUGCAGAACAACCUUGAGUACUGAAGAUGCGCUGUGAACUUGAAGCCGUGGACAAAACGUCUUGGAGGGGGGAACUCUAGUUUUUUUUUUUUAAGACCUUCAUUUUAUUAACUUCCAUUUAUUCUACUGCCACUACUUCUUCAUUUCCCUUUCUUCACUUCUACUCCACCCCAUUCUACACCCAGUACUCCCCCUAUAUCCUACACCCAGUACUCCACCUAUAUCCUACACCCAGUACUCCACCCUAAUUACACCCCGAAUCCCUUUCUCCCUUGUUGAAAGACAAUGUCGUGGAAUGUGUGGGAGUGGUUACAGUAAUAUUGAC